Botrytis cinerea B05.10 is the source of this 2817-nucleotide messenger RNA. RefSeq lists its product as hypothetical. Lineage: Eukaryota; Fungi; Ascomycota; Leotiomycetes; Helotiales; Sclerotiniaceae. Bases 452 to 2398 code for a protein of 648 amino acids. The record is from RefSeq and is a predicted model, not a curated record. The transcript has a single exon.
GAAAGAGAAGAUUUACUGUCGAAAUCAAUCACUCUUUCUCAAGAAACAAAAGUCUCAAAGCAAAAAGUUUUUAUGUUUUGACUUUCGUUCAUCGUACAAACUACUGUUGUGAAAGGAGCCUAAUUAUCCGAGGACCCUGAACAAACUUUUCUAGUCAUAAUUAAAGUUUGCUAGUACAACAUUAUACGACAGUACCACAGCUGAAUCAUCAUUAGAUCUAGCUGCUAACAACAAUUCCAAUGAAUCCAAUCACAAACGCUGCAAUUAUUUUCAAUCCGUGUAUCAUGCCUGUUGUCUGUCAAUCACACACCUGUCGUAGCAAGUGACAAGUGUACAAAUUCCAGUGAGCAUCUGGCAUUAUGUGUACUCGGUUUCAAAGAGCACAGCUUGCUUGAGUAAACUUGUCGCACGAUUAGCAGUCUCAUACUACUUUGCAAUUGCAGAAGCCAUCAUGAUGAAUAAUAUGUACCUGUCCAAAGCAUCAGCCAGUGCUCCAGGUAGCACGACACCAUCCGCUCAGGAGUUGCGACAAAAACUGCUUACGCAAAUUUCUGAAUAUAACACUGAUGCAAACACACCACCAGAGCUAAGAAUAUACGUUACUGGUCUUAACCUAGAGGAAGGUCCAAUAUUUGAGCGUGAUCCAAGUCCAGUCAUAAAAAAUCCAGGGAUUGAAACUCUUGCCAACGCAUCAAGAGAGGCCCCAUCUUCAUUACGCAACGCUGCUCUUGCUAUAAAGAGUCCUCUCUCCAAAGACCCAGAAGCUACAUUCAAGCGCGAAGCCCCAAAAUCGAGAGAACUUACACAUUGGCAAGAUACGAAGAUCAAAUUGCGAGAUCUUCAACGUGAAAAGGAAACCUUGGAAAUGGAAGGUCGUCGUCGAGCUGGAAAAGAGCAAAUCGAUGCUCGAUGGCAAGACCGAGCUCUGAAAGAUUUUAGAGAUAACAAAGCGCAGAUCAAGUACGAUAUAGUACCUGGUGCUGAUGGUUCCGAUAAGGUAAUCAUCACUGAUGUGCAAUAUCCGAAUGUUUCGGGGGCUGGAAUUUUGUCGGGAAAUUCAAAUGACGAUAGAAUUGAGUAUAAUGUUCGACAUAGUGAGGAUUCUCUCCGACAGUCGCUUAUUGAUAUCAUAAGCAAUGACAGCGGGAGACAGAUUCGAAAAACUACAUCGAGUCAGAGAAGGAAAUCGCCAAAGAUACCUACGGGAACAAGACAACUGGAUGAAUCUAGAAGAAAAUUAAACAAGGAAUGGGUGGCGAGCGAAGGCCACCGAAGAGCAAUAAGGCAAGAUGACGAAAGUACGCGGAAGAAUCUUCUAAAAGGUGUCAAUCGAGCUAUCGCGGCUGCUGAAGAGAUGGUACUGAAGGGUGGAGAACAGCUCAAAGAUUUUGCCAAUAGAGAUCGAACUUGGGAAAACACGACAGAAUUGGUGUCUAAAAGCAAGAAUAAGGAUUCGCAACUCCGAGAUGAGAGCCCUAUAGCAUAUGCCAGACCUGGACACGCAUCGCCACUUUCGGCAAGAGGCAGGCCAGAGUCUAGGAGCCGUGGUGGAAAUUGGCAUGGAAAUGAGCUGCUGGUAUCAGAGGAGCGAGAAGGGACAGCCUAUACUGAAGGUACUUCACCGCCAUUCCAAGCGCACCUGAAACAAGCACUUUCUAAGGAAAGGGCUGAAUCAAAAGCCCAUAGUGGUGGCUUACCGGAACCUCCUCGUCGAGGAAAACUCUAUAGUGACAUUUACCUACCGGAAAAGAAUUGUUCACCGCAGGCAUCUCGAUCGACACAAGAAGAAAGGGAGCGACCUUCCGUCUAUCGGCCAGGAAAAAAUAUCCAAAUAUCUCCGAUAUCUCCCUUAGUUCCAAAAGUAACACAAUCCCAGCGACGGUUGAAACCAAAUCUUGAACAUCUUCCCGUUGUUUUUCCCGUACCAGCUAUUCGGGAUUCUCGCCUACUGCCAAAUGAGAGUCCAGCCCAAUGGAAAAUUCGUACGCAACGCGAAGCAGCCCACGCCAAGUUUGAAAGAGAAAAAUUAAAAUAUCGAGCAGAAGUCGAGACUGCAAAGAAGAAUGAGCAAGCUUCGCCAAAAGGUAUAUUGAGGCGGGAUGGAAAAGGGAAAGGCAAGGGUAUCGCUUGGGUUGAUAGACCUACUGCUUCCGAAGAGGGUGAUUUGUCUUCGAUGGGAGAGACUCUUUCAUUCAAUCAGAGAGCAGACCAAGAGGAGCUUAAAAAGUUGCAGGAGAAAAGAGCCAUACGGGACGGGAAAUAUAAGUGCUAUGCAACAGAAAGCAUGAUUGAGAGUGAGAAUUUGGCGUCAAGGGAGAAAGCGAAGGCAUUAGCUGAGAAGUUAAUGCGCGGUGGAGGUGGUUCCGAGGAUCAAAAGAACGACAGGAAAGUAACGUGAUGUGUCAACUAUGGCAGAACCAAAGGGUAUUUCGCAAAUUUCUUACCUGUUCGAGUUUAGUAGAAUACGUAGUUGUAGCUCAAAGCCUUCACCUUUUUAGCUUUAUCAUUCAAUAUAAUCAAAUUCUGUUGUGCCCCCGAUAAUUUCCAAUUUUGUUUUCCCUGAGAUCCAUAAUUAGGGUUUCUUGCAGGUUAAUCCUUCAAUAGGAUCAUCGGUCUGCUUAUUGACAGUUGCUGUGAACAGAAGUGAUCAACUCGAUCACUUGCAUCUGACAAGUUAAAGGAGAAAGGGCCAGAUCAACCGUACGACAUAGAUUGACACGGCAACAUCGUCCGACUAUACUCACUAUAGACUCCCACUUCACGAUGUCUAAACGUCGCUCGUGAAGUUCCGAGAUUGUAAGAAUUAUAUCUUAUUCA